GGCGAGCGACCACAACGCAGUUGAAUAGAAUCAUCUUCUUCCUCUUUCCACAACAAAACCUUACAUUUGCUUCUAACCUCUACAAGAUUCAAUGUCGAAAGCUUUUCUCUGCAACAAUGCAUUUCGCAUAUCAACAACAACAACACUCUACAACGCACCCUUCCUAUUUUCACUCAAAUUCCUCACCACCACUUCAAACCCAUUCACCGUAUCCUACCUCAUCGACAAAUUCGGAUUCUCUCAUGAAUUCGCACUCAAAGCUUCCAAAGAGCUUUAUUUCAAAACCUCACAAAAACCAGAUUCAGUUCUCAACUUCUUCAAAAAUCAUGGUUUCAAUGACUUAGACAUACGCAGAAUCGUCAAAAUCGAACCAUGGCUUCUUUCCUGCAAUACCCACUUAACGAUCCUCCCAAAGUUUCAGUUUUUAAUCUCCAAAGGUGCUUCUUCCUCUGACAUUGUUCGUAUGGUUGUAGGUAACCCUAAGUUCUUGCAAUUCAGCUUGAAGACUCAUGAAAUUAAGUUUGAAUAUUUUCUAUCCAAAGGUGCUUCUUCCUCUCAUAUUAUUUCAUUGUUAACUUCAAACCCUCAAAUUUUACAAUAUAGCUUAGACAAACGAAUAAUCCCUCUUUUUGAAUUAUUAAGUAGGUUCUUGAAAUCCAGCAAGGAUACCAUUCUCUGCUUAAUUCGAUGUUCCACUGCAUUUACUAUAAAUCCCUAUCGCAUUAUUGUGGCUAAUAUCAAUUUGAUGACUGAUUUUGGAGUUUCUGAUAAUGUCAUUGCUAGUAUGCUUCAGUCAUGGCCAUCUGUAUUUGGUUCAAAGGAUUUGAUUAAGUCAUUGGAGGAAGUUAAGUGUUUAGGGUUUGAUCCUUCAAAGAAUAGUUUUGGAAUUGCUUUAGCAGCAAAGAAAGGUUUGAGUAAAAAACUUUGGGAUGAGAAAGUUGAUGCCUUUAAGAAAUGGGGUUGGUCUGAUGAAGAUGUUAUUCGAGUAUUUAGGAUUCAACCUAUUUUAAUGUUUGUUUCAAUUUAUAAGAUUGAUUUGUUAAUGAGUUUUUGGGUCAAUCGAUUGGGUUGGAAUUCCUUGGCACUUACCAAGCGGCCACAUAUGUUUUCUUAUAGUUUGGAGAAAAGGAUCAUCCCAAGGGCCUCAGUUAUGCAAUUUCUUUUGAUGAAAGGUUUGCGAAAAAAGAAUGCGAGCUUAGUUACACCAUUUGCUUAUUCUGAGAAUAUGUUCUUGAGCAAGUUUGUUUUCAGAUUUAUGGAGGAGUCUGAUUAUCUAUUAAAGCUAUAUGAGGAAAAAAUGAAACUUGCAUACACAAAGGAGAACAAUGGCAUGCCAUUCACUUAAUAUGUGAAUUCAUAAUCUUCUUUUGUAAUGUAGCCUUAGCUUGUUAGUUCUUAAAAUUUAAGUGUUUAUUCUUUCUAGGCCAAAAUUUAAGAAGCUUUGGUGGUAGAGUUGCUAGAGGGUGGGAGUUGGGGUUUUAUUUGGAGGCGUAGAUUUUUUGUGUGGGAGGAAAACUUACUUAGCAAUUUAUUGGAAGAUUUGGAUGGUUUUGUUCGGUCUCAUGAGGAGGAUAGAUGGAGAUGGAGAUUGGAGGACGAUGGUAGGUUCUCGGUUAAGUUGAUGUAUUUCAAGUUGGAAGGAGCUAUGUUGGGGGAGUAUAGGUGUCCGGUGGAGAAAAUGAGUACUUGUAAGCUUAUUUGGAAGUCAGCACCUUCAAAAGUGAUGGCUUUUACUUGGAAGCUCCUACUUGACCGUAUUCCUACUAGAGCAAAUUUGGAGAUUAGAAAUUGCUUACCGCCGGAGGAUGGAUCAAAUUGCAUUCGGUGUACGACGGGAAGGGAAUCUUCCACUCACCUUUUCCUUCAUUGUGUUUUCGCCUAUGAUAUAUGGUUGUCUUUGAUGAGGUGGACUAACCAGUUUUUCUUGAUUCCUCCGAAUUUGUUUAUUCAUUGGGAGUGUUGGAGUGCGGGAGGGUACCAUAAGAAGAUCCGGAGGGGUUGGAGAAUGAUUUGGCAAGCCGCCGUUUGGGUUAUUUGGAAAACACGUAAUGACCGUAUGUUCAAUGAUGUUGUUAAAGGGGUGGAGGAGUUGGUUGAAGAGAUUCAGGUUUAAUCUUGGCGGUGGAUGAUGGGAACGAGGGAUACUUCGGUGUGAGUGGAAGUGGUGUCCAGAGGCGUGUUUGCGGAGGUAAAGGGGGAGGGCAGGGACUGGUCUGUGGUGUGUUAUUUUCUGGUGCUGUUGCGUGUUUUCUGCUCACCUGUGUAUCUGUUACUGUUGUUUUUCGGCUGCAUUUUGGCUGCUGUUUUGUGCAGGUAGCAGCACUGCCUGCUGCGUUUUUGUUUCCUCACGGGUGUGGCAGUGUUUGGGUUUUGUUAUAUUCCCCUUUGCUGUUAUGUGUUGGCUUUUGGGGGAAUUAUGGGAUUGAAUUCCGGUGUAUUUAGCUAGAUUUCAAUGUCAUAUCUUUGCUUUUGGUGGGGUUUUGCUGUUAUUGUAUUUGGUGUUUUCGCGGUGUUUUGGUGGAUGUUACGCUUAUAUGCGGCAUCUUUGUUUUUUUCACCGCCUCUAAGCGUCUUGCUAGAGUUUCGGUUUCAAUAAUAUUUGCCAAUUCAAAAAAAAAAAAAAAAAAAAAAAGAGGAAAGUCCAGCUGACUUGUUUUUUUGCUAACUUGGACCAGAGUGACAAAGUUGGUCAUAGAAAUAUCUUAUGAUUUAUCUUAUGAAGUUAUGCCUUAUAUCUAAUAGAUAUAGAAAAGAUUAAAUGGUCUAGCAUUUAUUUGGUCAGGCAAUGUUUUCUGUUAGUUCUCCUUGUGUAAACAAACUAUGUAGGUAGGUCUGAUUUAAACUGUAAGCUUGAGAUUAUUAAGUAGUUUGCCUAGCUACUUUUCCUUUGGUUCUUCACACACUAUCUUUUUAAUCCAUGUCACACCUUGUUUUUGCUAGGCUUAAAUGCUUUUUUGGUCCCUUAAGUAUUUAAUUGGUAUCACUUUGGUCCUUUAACUAAAAAAAA
Molecule: messenger RNA, 3007 nt
Organism: Medicago truncatula (barrel medic)
Lineage: Eukaryota; Viridiplantae; Streptophyta; Magnoliopsida; Fabales; Fabaceae
Exons: 1
Coding region: 92-1345 (417 amino acids)
Biological process (GO): regulation of DNA-templated transcription
Molecular function (GO): double-stranded DNA binding
Source: RefSeq, a predicted model, not a curated record